AUGGACACAGUCAUUGGUUCUCUAGACUCAUGCAAACCCUCAAACAACAACACGGGCAACCCACCCCAAAACGGCACAUCGUCUAUCCAAGACACACACUGUCCUUCUCAUGCUAUUGGCCUUCCUGAAGCUACCCUUGGGCUCAACAACAUUGGUUGUUGCGAUGAGCUCAAUGCAGGCUAUGUGGCUGAUGGAUAUGCAAGAUCCCGUGGUGUUGGUGCUUGUGUUGUUACCUUCACUGUGGGUGGGCUGAGUAUUAUCAAUGCCACUGCUGAGGCUUACAGUGAGAAUCUUCUUGUCAUUUGCAUAGUUGGAGGACCAAAUACUAAUGAUUAUGGGACUAAUAGGAUUCUGCAUCAUACCAUUGGAUUGCCUGAUUUUAGCCAAGAACUUCGGCUGAGUAACAAGAUGGGACUUGAAGCAGCUGUAGAGGCCACAGCAGCCUUUUUGAACAAGGCAGUGAAGCCAGUCAUUGUAGGAGGGUCAAAACUGCGAGUUGCGAAGGCCUGUGAUGCCUUAGUUGAAUUCGCAGAUGCUUAUGGCUAUCCCCUUGCAGUGAUGCCAUCAGCUAAAGAACUGGUGCCUGAACACCACCCUCACUUUAUUGGUACUUACUGGGGAGCUGUGAGCACUCCCUUCUGUUCUGAGAUUGUCGAAUCUGCCGAUGCCUACAUAUUUGUAGGCCCAAUAUUUAAUGAUUAUAGCUCCGUCGGAUACUCUCUCCUCCUCGAAAAGGAGAAGGCAAUCAUUGUGCAACCUCAUCGCGUUGUAGUUGCUAGUGGACCUGCUUUUGGGUGCGUACUAAUGAAGGACUUUCUUCCAGCACUUGCCAAAAGGCUUCACAGGAACACAACUGCCUCUGAAAACUACAGCAGGAUCUAUAGUUCAGAGGGGCUUCAUAAUGACAAGGACACAGCUGUGAUUGCUGAGACUGGAGACUCCUGGUUUAACUGCCAGAAACGCAAGUUACCACAAGGAUGCGGGUAUGAAUUUCAGAUGCAAUAUGGUUCAAUUGGGUGGUCUGUUGGUGCAACACUUAGUUAUGCGCAGUCUGUGCCAGAUAAGCCUGUGAUUGCUUGCAUUGGGGAUGGGAGCUUUCAGAGGUCUUAUUAUGUACAUGUGGAAACUGUGUUGGGUAAUAUUAGAUGCAUAAAGCUGAUAGAAUUCCGCGAAGAGCUGCUUGAAUGGGGUUCACGGAUCUCAGCAGCCAAUGCCCGCCCACCAAAUCCUCAGUAG
Molecule: messenger RNA, 1236 nt
Organism: Dovyalis caffra
Lineage: Eukaryota; Viridiplantae; Streptophyta; Magnoliopsida; Malpighiales; Salicaceae
Source: the annotation of a GenBank genome assembly